Physeter macrocephalus (sperm whale) is the source of this 9344-nucleotide messenger RNA. It is a transcript of the gene MRTFB, whose product is annotated as myocardin related transcription factor B. Bases 1328 to 4168 code for a protein of 946 amino acids. Gene Ontology annotation, cellular component: nucleus. Gene Ontology annotation, biological process: smooth muscle cell differentiation; positive regulation of transcription by RNA polymerase II. Lineage: Eukaryota; Metazoa; Chordata; Mammalia; Artiodactyla; Physeteridae. The record is from RefSeq and is a predicted model, not a curated record. The transcript has 12 exons. Gene Ontology annotation, molecular function: transcription coactivator activity.
AACUGGAUAGCAACAUGAAGACCCAAAGCUAAAAAUGUUAUGUUAGAUAACAUGGGGAAGGUUUGAUUCUCCAAAUAGCCAAUUGAUGGACUGACUCUUCCCCGCCAGCUGGGGGGUGCUAUAGGUAUCUCUACCAUACUGUUCUGGAAAAACAUUUUCGGUCCAGAGAAUUUCUUCAUCAGUGAGGGAUGUGCGCCUGCUCAUUAAGUCAUAAGGGGUAUGAUAGCCACAAGUCUAACCCUAGAUUUUCAACGACUUGGACCCUGUUAUGUCUACCUGGGGCAAGGCCCAUACCUGACAUUUUCUCUUUGUUGCUACUUAACCCACAAGAAUCCAGCUUUAUCUGACCAUUAUCACAAACUAGCUCCACCUGACCCACCAGAUUUUCUCGAUGACUGAGCCUCAUCUCUUACGAAGCUAGUAAGGACGGUUCCACUCCAUCUUUGGUGAGACAUGUGGCUCAGGCCGUGAUGUUUUUCUCUCUAAAAACAGCAUUCUCGAAAUCUGGUAUCUCCACCAUAAAUCCCUGAGUUACAUUUUCUUUUAUUGUUUUGCUUUACUGAGUAAUUUGUGGAGCAAGACUAGGAGCUUGACCCUGUGAUAGUCUUGAGAGUGGUAAACCUGGAGCAGAAACAGAAACUUCUCAAACAUUUAGAGACAGUUAUUAGGUAGGAGGAAGAUUAGAUUUGUUUUCUCUGGCCUAAUGCUAGAGUUAGUAUUAGAAUCAGGUUGAUAUUACAGAGUAUUAGAUUAUAGCUCAGCAUAAAGGUCAGUCAGAUAUGUCCAAAGUGAAAUCUUCAAGAAGUGAUACGGUUGCCAUUAUUAGAGCUGUUAGUUCACUGGCCCGCAAGCUAGACACCAGAGACCCAAGUGAGCCAGAUGGAUGCCCACCUUCAUGGAGCUUACAUUCUAGUGGCACAGACAGAUAAUACACAGGCAAAACAAAUAAAUUACAGAUUGUGAAAAGUGCUCUAUAGGGAAUAAAUAGCCUGCUGUGAUAGGGAAUAAACACAGGCUGAAACCACAUUAAGGAUGUUGUAAAGAAGUUCCAACUAUCAAGUUGGCCUCUAUAACCCCAAGUAGCGUCUCUUCUAAUCCAAAUAAUCUAUGAUUAUGUAACUAUCUUCAUGCCUGGGAUAAGAGGUGAGAGGUCUGUUCCUGUCUCUACUUUGGGUUGUGAACUUCUCAGAAGUCUCCUGGACUAAAAAAGCUUUUCCAGAACUCCAGUGGUAGGGCAGGAGCAGCUACCAGCUGUCAGGGAUAAGUGAAUCUUCAGAGAAGCAAAUUUGCUGAAACGUUUGCAGAGCCAUCCCUGCAGGCUACUCAGAUGAAGUUGAAAAGAGCUCGACUAGCUGAUGAUCUGAAUGAAAAGAUUGCUCAAAGACCUGGUCCUAUGGAGCUGGUAGAGAAAAACAUCCUUCCUGUAGACUCCAGUGUUAAGGAAGCAAUUAUAGGUGUUGGGAAGGAGGACUAUCCCCAAACUCAGGGCGAUUUCUCAUUUGACGAAGACAGCAGUGAUGCUUUGUCUCCAGACCAGCCAGCCAGCCAGGAGUCGCAGGGGUCAGCCGCGUCCCCAAGUGAGCCAAAAGUUAGUGAAUCGCCAUCUCCUGUGACUACAAACACUCCAGCUCAGUUUACUUCAGUGUCCCCAGCAGUUCCUGAAUUCUUGAAAACGCCUACUGCAGACCAGCCCCCACCACGGUCCACAGCGCCUGUCCUCCCCACCAACACCGUGUCCUCAGCAAAGCCUGGGCCAGCACUGGUGAAGCAAAGCCAUCCCAAGAAUCCAAAUGACAAGCACCGUAGCAAAAAGUGCAAGGACCCGAAGCCCCGGGUGAAGAAGCUGAAGUACCACCAGUACAUCCCGCCAGAUCAGAAGGGGGAGAAGAGCGAGCCGCCCAUGGACUCCAACUACGCCCGGCUGCUCCAGCAGCAGCAGCUCUUCCUGCAGCUGCAGAUCCUCAGCCAGCAGCAGCAGCAGCACUACAACUACCAGACCAUCCUGCCUGCGCCACUCAAGCCACUCAAUGACAAGAAUAACAACAGCGGGAAUCCAGCUUUGAACAACACCACAUCUAACACACCAAGACAGAAUACAUCUGCUCCUAUGAGAAAGCCAGGGCCUCUGCCUUCUAGCUUGGAUGACUUAAAGGUGUCGGAGCUGAAGACAGAACUGAAGUUAAGGGGUCUUCCGGUGUCAGGCACCAAACUGGACCUCAUUGAACGCCUGAAACCCUACCAGGAAAUGAACAGCGGUGGUGCUGCUACCAGUGGCAUCGUGGCCCUGUCGACAUCUGCCAUCGUCCCCAGUAACCCAGAAGUUACCAUGGCUCUGCCAGUGACAACACUGCAGAACUCUGUGACCAGCUCAGGCUCCACUUUCAAGGGAGAGCUGCCAUCCGCUGGAUCCAGCAACACAGCCCACGUGGACAGUGUUAACUCCCCGCUGCCCAUCUCACCCGCUCCCUCUGAACAGUCCAGUCUCAGCGCCGAGGACGCGAGCGUGGCGGACACGUUCACCGAGAUCAUGACCAUGAUGUCCCCGUCGCAGUUCCUGUGCUCGUCACCUCUGCGAGCCGCGAGUACCGAGGACAGCCUCAGCCCCACCAGCAGCACGCUGUCUACCCUGGAGCUCGACGCGGCCGAGAAGGACCGCAAGCUCCAGGAGAAAGAGAAGCAGAUCGAAGAGCUGAAGCGGAAACUGGAACAAGAGCAGAAGCUCGUGGAAGUUCUGAAGAUGCAGCUGGAGGUGGAGAAACGAGGGCAGCAGCGGCCACUGGAGCCCCCGCCCAGCACCUCGGCCCCUCCAGUCCCCAAGUCAGACCAGGCUCGGGGUGGCACCGCUCCCGCCACCAAGGAUGAGGCCCUGGUCCCCGACGGCCCCAGCCUAGUGGCCGGCCAGACCCUCGUUGCCAAAAAGGCCAUAGUGAUCAAGCAAGAGGUCCCCGUGGCCCCGGCCGAGCCGCCAAGCCUCGUCCCACAGUUUUACGUGAGUUCCCAGGGCCAGCCGCCCGCCGGGGUGCCUCAGCCACAGGCGUUACUGACCACGCGCACCGCACAGCUGCUGCUCCCCGUGUCCGUCCCGGGCUCCGGUGUCACCUCAGUGCAGCUCCCAGUAGGCAGCCUCAAACUCCAGACUCCACCACAGACAGGCAUCCAGACUCAGCCUCAGAUAGCAACUGCCACCUUGUCCUCAGGCCUGGCCCAGACUGCACCUCAGAAACAAGACACUUUCACACCACAUGUGCUCAGUCAACCUCAGCAAGUCAGAAAGGUUUUCACAAACUCAGCAUCCAAUACAGUUCUUCCGUAUCAGAGACCACCCGCUCCAGCGGUGCAGCAGCCCUUUAUCAACAAGACAAACAGCAGCAUCCUUCAACCCAGAAGCACGCCACUUCCGUCCCUGCAGAACGGCCCCAACCCUCCCAACAAGCCCGGCUCGCCCCCUCCGCCCCAGCAGUUUGCGGUCCAGCACUCUCUGUUUGGGAGCCCGGUCCCCAAGACGAAAGACCCUCCCCGCUACGAGGAAGCCAUCAAGCAGACACGCAGCGCCCAGUCUUCCCUUCCAGAGAUUUCCAAUGCACACAGUCAGCAGAUGGACGACCUCUUUGACAUCCUCAUUAAAAGCGGAGAGAUUUCCCUCCCUAUAAAAGAAGAACCUUCUCCUAUUUCCAAAAUGAGACCGGUGACAGCCAGCAUCACCACAAUGCCAGUCAGCACAGUGGUGUCCCGGCCACCACCCCAAGUCCAAAUGGCACCACCCAUAUCCUUAGAACCUAUGAGCAGUUUAUCUGCCAGCUUAGAGAACCAACUAGAAGCUUUCUUGGAUGGAACUUUGCCUUCAGCCAGUGAAAUUGCUCCACUGCAAAGCAGCAGCGAGGACAGGGAGCCCUUCUCCCUGAUAGAGGAUCUCCAGAACGACCUGCUAAGUCACUCAGGCGUGCUGGACCACUCACACUCACCCAUGGAAACCUCCGAGGCCCAGUUUGCUGCGAGUACUCCCUGCCUGUCCCUUGACCUUUCUGACUCGAACCUGGACAACAUGGAGUGGUUAGACAUUACCAUGCCCGGCACGUCAUCGGGACUCACUCCUCUCAGCACCACUGCUCCGAGCAUGUUCUCUGCCGACUUCCUAGACCCACAGGACCUACCACUGCCAUGGGACUAACGGCACAGAUUUCUCAUCCCAGAUUCCAUGAGGGUUAAGAAGAUGAAGAUGAUUGGAGAAGGUCAGUUUUUAGAGACAGAUCCAUAGUUGCAUCAUUGCAAUUAUAAUAUGUUGUCACAGAAAGAAUGGAGGGAUGGUCAGAGGCUGGAAACCAAGUUUGAAAACAUUUCAUUGCAUCCAGCAGAGAAUGUCUCCGAUUUAAUAUAGCACAGAGCCUUCUGAAAAAACACUACUCCAAGAAGACUUAUCUGUUUCUCCAGACUUCCGUAAAGAAUGAAAGGUACCUUUAGAUAAAAACAUGAAGCAGAGUAAUGUGUGCAGGGCGGUGAUAACCAGGGCCUCUGGUCAUCAGCUACAUUUAAACCUCUGUGGUCACUUUGAGACCCUAAAUAAAAGGCAGACGGCUCCACGCACAAAGAAGGGAGGUGAGAGACCACUGCACAGGGUAUUUCCUAGAAAUGGCCUGAGCCCAGCCCAAGAUGCAGCAGGGGUCAAGGGCAGUGGUCGGCACCAGCCAGUUCAGUGACAGCUUCCCACUGAAGACUUUUUGGUUCCAUUCAGAAACCAAUGUAAUUUUUUUGUGUGUUAUAGUUUAUUUUGUGUUUUUUGGGAAUCUUACUUUAGAUCUCCAAAUUUAAAUUGAAAUGGAAGAUCUUCCACCAUAACCAGACAGUGUACAAAAGACUGUCAUAAACAAUCCACUGUAAGAAGUCAGGUGUACUGAUAACACUGAAAAUUCUAUUCGCAGCCCUCUGGGUUGAUUAGGUUGAUUUUAAUGUGUAUCUUAGACAUCUGUAUGUGUGCUCUGACAUUGUGAUGUGUACAGCCUACACUGGAGUAAGGCAUUAGGUACCCAGUGGUCCUACUUCUUCUAAUAACUCGAAUAUUUCUGGAGUACUUGAGCCACAUGUAUUUCCGUAUUUAAAGAAUUGCUGACUAACUUUCAGGUAACCAGACCCAUCUCAAAGAACCAAGAAAAGGCUUUAGCAUAAAAUAUCUUUCUGAGCUGGUGAGUUGCAAAGAGAAGGCAAGGGAGAAGUCUGUCAUCAACCUAGGACAUUCCUACAACGGUUACAGGUGAGACAGUGUUGCCAGGUUGGCCAGUGGACCCAGCCCUGGCCGUCCUCUUCUCUGUCGCUUAUCCCUGGUUACUGUUUAACAACAGGCUUGUAACUGGAUGUCAUACCUGAGCUCUCACUAUAUCAUCAAGCUGAAGAUUGAAAAACUGGAGGUUUUAUUAGUAGUUUUUUAUAUAGAAAAAAGAUUUGUUGAGUAGUUUCAUAAUUUUCUAAAAUGCCAACUAUCACAGGAUUUCCAAGAUUAUUUCAAUCAAGCUAGUCAUUUAAGUAUAUGAUAAAAUAUAAAUAACUGAAAAAAACCCACCUGAAAUCUACCCCAAAGUGUGGAGACUUUUAUUACAUAAUAUCAUUGUGCUCUCCACCUCACCUUGUGUAAACCCUACAUAUCGUCGGGUUUUUUCUCUGGGUUGUUAAAUGGUGAAAGUUGCCUCUUGCAAGUCGCUGUGGGAACCUGACCCACUACUUGGAGAGAGUCUGUGAAUCAUUUCUGGGUUUGUGUUUUGCCUAAGGACUGAUCUUACUGUAUAUGUUUAUUUCAGUUUGUAAGUUUUACUACAUGUAAGAAAAGCCCAUUUCCCAGUACUCAGUUGCCCACAGCCCUCGAGCCCUCAGUUGAAAGCCCUCCCAACGGGAAAGUGCUUCUGGGUGAUUCAGGCAGAGGCGGUCACGCACAGUGUGGUCUGCAGUAGGUACUUCGAGUGUUUAGCAAUUGGUAAUCCAACAUGUGGGAGCCAGUAACCGUUAACCAGAGCGCCACCAUCUGACCAAGCCCAGUGGGACAGUUCAUGUCCUGGGCAUGACGUGCAUCUCGAGUCAGUUCCUUUCAGAGGGCCUGUGGCCAGGGGCGGGGCUAUUGACGCGGGAAGGUACUUUUCUUAGGGGAAGUCUGGGCCCUGGGUUUUUGUCUGGGGCUAAUGUGGUCCACACUCAGACUCUAAGCAUCAUCUUCAUUCGGAUUUAAAUGACUUACUUACUAAAUUAGCACCAAAUAUCAGUGAGUCAGCAGGAGGCAACUGAACAGCUAGUGGUGCUGACUCUUGUUGAGUAACUUUCUGUUUCCAUCAUCCCGAGUUGUGUACAUAGAUUGUUCUCUAGCCCUCAGCUCCCCUUAUUGCUUUUUUAAAAUAGAUUUGAAACAUGCCACAGGAAGGUUGCUCUCCAAAAAUACACACUGCAUUGCAAAGAAUGCCAUCUCAUGAGCCUGGUCUCCCGACUACAAAUUGCUGAAGUGCCCACUUCACAUGUGUGUUCAGACCUUCACGUACCAGCAUUUCCUUUAAAGGCAGGCAAGGGGCCUCUAGUAUUGACCGUACCAGCCACCUACUCGCAGCAUUCCACCCGACCCUCCGUCCUGGCUUGAGCAGCCAGCUGGGCCUCUGUGACACCAGUGCUGCUCACCAGGGUCUCAGCUAAUGUUCCAGGUUAGAGUGAGGACACAGACCGUGCGCAGUGUGUGACGUGACCAAAGGUGGCAUUCUGUGAUCACAGCCCCUCGGCCCUAACUCAGUGAACGUGAUGGUAAGCGCGGUGGGAAAGGCGUGUGUUUACCAAAGAGGACGGUUUGGGGUUUGAGGUGAGCUUCACAGCCCUUUAAACAGAGGGCAGAAGCGCUGGUUGGAUUUUCAAGUGUUCGUGUGUGUGUGGUUUAGAAGUGGUGCUGUUGUGUACCAUCCUGCAGAAUAGCAUACUGCCAAGCAGAAAACCAACUCCUAGAAACAUUAUCUCAUAUCCAGUCUUAUUUCCUAAAUAUUCCUGAAACACAGUAGUAUCAAGCUUACCCUGCUAGUGUAUAUAGGUAUCAAUCAGGUCUUGUCAUUAAGGAUGGGAGGGAUAGAAAGUUACACCGAAGCUUCAGGCAUAUGUGGUCAUCUUGUACAUUUCAGCAAAGCAUGUACUAGGAAACCUCUUAGGACAGUGUGAGUGGUUCACGUUCUAGUGUUUUUCCUGAAAUGUGCAAUCUACUGUAUAGUAUCUGCCACAUAUUUGUACAUAGAUGUAGUCUGAAUUCAUGGAACUUCUUGCUCAGAUACUAUUUGUGUUUUAUAUGAAUAUUUUUAUGGCACAAAAGAGAUCUUACUUAAAAUUUCCUUUUUACAAACUGCACGGUUGUGUGAUCCAUGGAAGUGCCGUUUCAGAAUCGUGGCAAAGGCAGUGUGGUGUUGCCCCCCAAGCUGCCACCUGUAGAGGGCACCGUCACAAUCUGUGCAGUCGGUGGACCCCAAGUGAUGACGGAUCAGGAGUGUUACCCAUUUUGUCACCGAAGCGGACUCAGGCUUCCUCUACCCCAGAUCAACCCCACAUCAUUCCAGGCCACACAGCUUUCUCCAGAGUCCUUUCGGAAUUCCCAAGCUGAAACCAGCCACAAGAGUGCCGGGACCGUCCCUUUACUGUCCACAAACAGCCUGUGGCUGGGUUUGCGCCACACCCUCGCGCUGUUUCUGGGGCCCAUCUGGUGGCUCCUGCCAUGAGCCAGGUGGAGGGUGGCAGCCAGGGGCUGUUUCAAGAACUUCCAGGAGACUAGCUGUCAGUGUCCACCAGCAGAGCCACCCGGGGCUCCACAGCAGGUUGGCAAGUAGCCCUCUGCGUGUCGCCAUCCGUCACCACCACAUCAGUCCCGACCACUGGCACCGGAGUAGGACACCAGGCAAAGUGUCCCCUGCCUGGAGGCCACAGAAUUAGCCCACACUCUCAAAGAACACUAACUGGAAGGUCAGGGUUAUCAAGGAACACAGCUCACGAGUGCAGAAAUGUGUAUUUGGAGAGCAUCCUAACUGCAUUUCAGCGCAUCUUUUAAGUGGUUUCAGUCAAAACUGGAAAAUAACAAUUCAUAUGUAGUCAUUCUUCUUCCUGGUUCAAACCUUUGAUAACUUGCUCAUUCAGCGAGGUUUCUGAGCUACGUUUUUUCUUGUGAAGUGACUGCAUGGCAAUAAGCAGGUCUGUGUUUGUCCCCAUUCACCCUUUCUUGCAGUAUUUGAGGAAAUGCAUCAUUGCAAAGGGUUUCUACCUGAAAUCUGAUUUGAGGCCUGUAAUUCAAAAAGCUGCACAUGUUUACAAAAGAGCUCUUCCCCUCCAUGCAAACACGUUGCUCUGUGAAUCAUUGGAAAAUGUCACGAUUCUGUGACAAGAGGAUGGCAAUCUCGGAUCUGCAAGGUGCUGUCUGGAAUCAAAUAAAACACGUCAUUGGCGAUCUCAACAUAGCUGUCGUGUUCAACAGAGCUUUGUGCCAACUACUAAGACAAAGCUUUAACCAAGUUCAUAGAAUCACCGAGACUCAUAACGAUUACCUCUCCACAUUAUGCUGUAAGGAAACUUGCUGAUUUAGGAGGAGGAGGAAGCAUUUAGGAAAGGGUUUAGUUGCUACCAAAAGCACUUAACCUCGAAUAACUAAUAGUAAUGCAAACUUGCUUCAAUGGAACCAAAGGCAUUGCCAAGUAUUUGCCAAAAGGAGGCACUUUUUAUUUAAAAUUUGAGACUAAUGAGAUCUCAAAAAUCAGUCCCAAAAAGGUAUUAUCCAUUUAAGGUUAUAAUUUUCACAAAGAUGUAGAUAUUUCUCUAUUGUUUUCAUGUAAAAUAGUAUAGAUUUGUUUUGUUGGGUUAAGAAUAAUAAGUAUUCAGCAGUAAUACAGAAUUUUUUCCUUUCUACGUACAAAUUAGUUUUCUUCUCUUGCUUGCAAUAGAAAUGCGAUGUGAUAGGUGUUUCUCUUCUUAUUUUCAUUGUCACAUUAUGUCUUAGCAUCUCACUCUAUGAAAAAAAGGAGAAAGAUACCAAUCUGCAGAGCCCUGCUUAUCAAAGGACUAGUUUAAUAAACAAAAAACUAUGGCAAUCGGGGGUCCAUUCAUGUAUUGCCUUUAUGUUGUUUUUUAAAAGAAAAACCAUGAUGCCUUUGUAUUUGCUGUUUGCACCCCUGAAAUCAAUUCCAUAUCAUGUUUGAAUGCCAUACAUUUUGCACAUGUACUGUACAUAGGUAAUGCAUACUGUAUUUUUAUAUGUGUGCACAUUUAUCAUCAGAUCUUUUGUACAUAGUGGCCGUAUUGUAGCUGAUCGGGAAAUGUUUGAUAUCUCAGCAAUUUUGCAUUUUUGUGUCUCAAAUAAAAAC